This is a messenger RNA of Rhizophagus irregularis DAOM 181602=DAOM 197198, 1275 nucleotides long. Lineage: Eukaryota; Fungi; Glomeromycota; Glomeromycetes; Glomerales; Glomeraceae. The record is from RefSeq and is a predicted model, not a curated record.
AUGCCCAACCAAAACCUUCCUGCAAAUGUAGAUGAACUUCUUCAGUUCAUUUCUAUGAAUGUGAACAGUGAUGGCUAUGAUAAGCAACUAGCACCGGUCUUGAAACAAAUUCCACCGCAAUACUACUUGCAGUCUACUAGCGAUAAUAGAGACCCUUUAGAUCUUUUGGAUCAAACCAUUUUCAGUUUACCCUACACUUACUUCCUUGCCGCGCGAUGUCAAGCGGAUAGACCAAACACUGCGCGUUUAAUUCAAUAUAUUCUUCAAUUUUUGACGGUAUUUGACGCGAAUCAAGUUCGACUAAUACCCGAUAAGUUCCUGCAAGUUGCUCAAGGGUUGUGUAGAUUAGCUACCCUUUAUGGAAACGGAAACAGUGUCAUCGCCAUUAAGCCACUCGCGAAUGCUAUUCAGAGAUAUGCUCUUACCCCAAAUCAUCUCACGAAUUUACACCAAAUGUUUGUUAAGGAAUGUUUGUUAUUGAAAUGUUAUAAGCAAGCACUUCCAAUAUUGCAAAACGAUAUUACUGAAAUAGACGUACAGGUGAUAUCAGCACCAGCGAAUGUAACUAGUCAAAUUCAAAUCGAAGCUUAUAAAAAGUUUACCUUAGUAUCGCUUCUCCUGCAUGGAAAGAUCGCUCAACUUCCUAAAUAUACUGCUAAUGUAGUUUUUCGUUCAGUGAAAAAUCAAUGUCAAGCUUAUCAAGACUAUGCAUCUGCAUUUGAGAGCUUAAACGUAAAGCGACUGCGGAAUGAAUUCAAUAAAUGGACCGAUGCCUUUAGAAAGGAUAAGAAUCUUGGUUUAGCAAAACAAACUCUUGAUGCUAUUUAUCGACGAAACAUUCAACAAUUGACACAAACUUAUUUGACAUUGUCAUUAGCUGAUAUUGCGGAUGCAGUGGGUUUAGAAGGACAUGAUGCACCGAAAAUGGCCGAGAGUUAUGUCCUGCGAAUGAUCGAAUCUCGCGAGAUAUUUGCUACCAUUAGUCACUCUCACCAGAACGGAAUGGUAUCCUUUCACGAUAAUCCUGAUCGUUAUGAUACCUCACUAACAAUUACUCAGCUCGAAGAACAAAUAAACAAAGCUACUACCGUGAGCGAACGUGUCAUUAAAACUGAUAGGAUUGUGGGAUGUAGUAAAGAAUAUCUUCAAAAGAGCCAACAUAUACUUGCUGGAGGUGCAAUUCCGGGUGGACUCGGUCCUGGUGAUGAUCCUGAUUUCUUAGGAGGUGGUGGUGGUUAUGAGAAUUUCAUUGAUGAUGGAAAAUAUUUUAGCUAA